Durusdinium trenchii is the source of this 3796-nucleotide messenger RNA. NCBI's taxonomy places the organism in Eukaryota, Dinophyceae, Suessiales, Symbiodiniaceae. The record is from the annotation of a GenBank genome assembly.
CUACUUGGACUCUUCAAUUGAAUUAUCACUUCGGGCCAGCAGCGCCAGCAACAGGCAGCGUAUGGGGUGUGUGGCGAACUGAGCGACCUCUAGGCCUUGAGCAAUGUUCGUCUACCUGAGCAAGAAGAUCGCCAUACCGCACCAGCUGGCAUUGCAGGUGGUCUCUUGGAACUCUGCACAGGGAUGGAUCGCUUGUGGUGGUGAAAGUGGCCUGCUCAAGGUUCUGAAGCUGGAGUCCUCCGAGGGUGGCAAAGCGGCCGCCGGACAGAGCAAUCUCUCCAUGAACCAGACCUUAGAAGGGCAUCAAGGCACCAUCAUGGUCAUUACCUGGAACGAAAAUUUCCGGAAACUGACCACCAGUGAUCAGAAUGGCCUGAUCAUCGUUUGGAUGCUGCACAGAGGCAUAUGGUUUGAGGAGAUGAUCAAUAACCGCAACAGAAGUGUUGUCAGAGACAUGAAGUGGAGUGCUGACUGCCAGAAGAUUUGCAUCAUCUAUGAGGAUGGUGCGGUCAUCGUAGGCACAGUAGACGGACAGAGGUUAUGGGGGAAAGAGGUCAAGACACAGCUGGCAUUUGUGGAGUGGUCACCAGACGGGAAGAACAUUUUGUUCUGCACCUUGAAUGGGGAGGUGCAUGUCUAUGACAAUGAAGGCAUCUACUCGCACAAGGUUCCUAUCUACUGCUUAGACAGUGGCACGGAGGGUACCGUGGCCAUUGCUGGCAUUGACUGGUUUGCUGGCCCAAGCGGCCCUGACAACCAGACGCCCACUCUUUGCCUUGGUUUUGAGAACGGGCGUGUCCAGAUCAUGCGGAGCGAUGCAGAUGAUAAGCCUGUGCUGUUGGAUACGCAGCUGCGCUGUACAGGGUUGAAAUGGGACCCAAACGGCUCAGUCGUGGCCAUUGCUGGUAUCCAGGCACAGGGUGCAACCAAUGAGCGAGAGGUUGGCGUGGUGCAAUUCUAUGCUCCCAGCGGCCAACAUCUCCGCUCUUUGCGAGUUCCAGGCCAGAAUUUGAGGGCCAUUUCCUGGGAGGGAAGUGGUCUUCGUUUGGCCCUGGCAGUGGACUCGCACAUCUUUUUUGCAAACAUCAGGCCAGAUUACCUUUGGGGCUACUUUUCCCACACCUUGGUGUAUGCUGUACUUCGAAAAGAGCGAAAUGAACACGUCGUGAUCUUCUGGGAUACUCACACCGACGAGAAGUACACGAAGUACAUCAAACACGUGACGCACAUUCGCUCCUCCGAAGAGUACUGCGUCCUGGUAACGAAGGCAGAUGAUGCCAGCGGGCAGCACAUUGUCAUUGUUUGCAAUGAUAUUGGCAGUCCAGUGGAUUCCAAGUACAUGCAGCUGGAGCCGAUGCAUGUGGCCAUGACAAAUUCCCAUGUCAUUGCGACCUCUGAGGAUGUGGUGUACAUUUGGAACUAUCGGAGCAGUGUGUCACGGCAAGCACAGGGCGAUCUGGCUUCAGCAGCAGCUGGUAUGAAGCAGAGAAGAGCAGAGAUGAUGUUCCACAUUGACGAGUCAUUCGCUCCGGGCUCUGGUACGCAUGACAAGGAGGGCUUUGUGCCGCCAUCUACAACUACUCAGGAUCCCAUUGCGUGCAUUUGUGCCACGGAACAGUGUCUUCUUGUGGCUCGCGAAAGCGGCAUUGUGCAGCGAUAUGCGUUGCCACACUUGGCCCUAGAGGCACGUUUUACAAUUCGUUGCCGGCCACAGGUGAUAGCAGCCAACUGUGAGAGCACGCGAAUGUCGGUCAUAGACAUCAAUGGCGUUCUUUUGCUCUUUGACAUCGAGGUGAAGACCACGGGCUCCUUUGGAGAUGUCAAGCCCGUAUCUCCGGAGGAUGGACCUGGAAAACAGCUGGACUUUGAAAGAAAAGAUGUCUGGAACAUGAGAUGGGCAACAGACAAUCCUGACCUUUUUGCCAUCAUGGAGAAGACCCGUAUGUAUAUUGUUCGCGGUCUGCAGCCAGAGGAGCCUGUCCUCUCCAACGCGUACAUAUGUGCUUUUAAGGAUCUUCAGAUUCAAAGUGUGCUUAUAGACGAGGUCAUCCAGAACCCUGAAAAUCCUCGAAAAGAGGUGCUUCUAGACUUUGAGACGAAGAGCCUAAGAGACACAAGGGAUAUUCUGACCAAGGUCUCCAAUCUGAAAGAUGCCUUCAACUAUGUUGAUGCCAAUCCGCAUCCGAGACUUUGGAGGCUUUUGGCAGAGGCAGCUCUCGAGCAACUAGAGUUCAGUGUGGCGGAGAAAGCCUUUGUCCGCUUCGAGGACUACCAGGGAAUUCAACUGGUAAAACGCCUGCGAUUGCUUGAUGACCGGGUGAAGCAGAAAGCAGAGGUGGCUGCCUACUUCCAGCGUUUUGAUGAGGCUGAAAGCCUUUACAGGGAGAUUGACCGGAAGGACCUGGCCAUUGACCUGCGAGUACGCUUGGGCGAUUGGUUCCGGGUCAUCCAGCUUGCGCACGGUGCGAAUGAGGAUUUGUUACAUCAAGCCUGGAGCGCCAUUGGCGACUACUACGCAGAUCGCUGCAAGUGGCACAACGCCGCAAAUUAUUAUGCGAAGGCUGGCAAUAGUGCGGCUUUGGUGGACACCUACUACUUUCUUGAGGACUACGAUGCGCUCGAACGGUUGAUCCCAUCACUUCCAGAAGGUAGCCCACUUUUGACAGAGGUUGGCAACAAGUUCGCCUCUGUCGGGCUUUGUGAGCAGGCGGUCCAAGCUUUCCUCAGACAUGGAGAUGUGAAGACGGCCGUCGACACGUGUGUUCUUCUGAACCAGUGGGAGCUGGCCGUAAACCUGGCGCAACAGCACAACUUUCAGCAGAUUGAAGGCUUGCUGGCUAAGUACGCACAACACCUUCUUGACAAGAACAAGAAGAUUGAGGCAGUUCAGCUGUACCGGAAAGCCAGCCGCCAUACCGAGGCUGCGAAGCUUCUCAACCAAAUGGCCAAGGAUAUGCCAGGUGGUGCGCAGCGGCAUCCAGAUCGCAUCAAGAGGCUAUACCUGUUGGCCGCAUUAGAAGUGGAGAAGUUUAAAAACAAGACACUCGAUGCUCAGAUGACAGGUGCUACACAGGGUACAAUGACAACGGCACAGACUUUGCAGUCGCUUGUGACCCAGGAUCAGAGCGUAUCUAGCGACCGGGCGCUGGAAAGCCCUUGGAGAGGGUGUGAGGCCUUUCACAUCUAUCUUUUGGCGCAGAGACAGCUUUACGAAGGUCAGCACGAACAGGCUAUGAAGACAUCUCUGCGGCUGUCAGAAUACGAGGAUAUUUUGGACACGCAGACCAUAUACUCUCUCAUAGCCUUGACAACGUACUACAACAAGUUCUUUGCACAGUGCUCCAGAGCCUUCAUAAAACUGGAGGCCUCCAGCGACGUCUCUGAUGAGAUGCGAACAAAAUUCGCCGAUUUGGCUCUUAGCAUUUUCACGCGGAACGCACCGCGGGACCCUGCCAGUCACAUGCUGCCGUGCCCGAAGUGCGGGACACGAAUAAACGACUGGAACAUCACGUGUUCCAGCUGCAACCACCGGUUGGCCUUCUGCGUUGCAUCUGGACGCUCCAUUUUCCCGGAGGACCGCAAUGCAAGCCAUCCAUAUCCGCCUGGCACAGGUGGUGGCGAGACGAUCAAAUGCCGCUGCUGCAGACAUCGGAUGUAUUCAAACGAGGUGCGCAAGCUGCGAAACUGCCCGCUAUGCCACUCGCGAUUAGAUGUCACAGCCAUGCACACUCCCUCAGUGCCGCAUUGAGUCUGAACCUGGCAUUCCGAAGAGCCUUCUUUACAACUAUAUAAGUGC